Humulus lupulus (European hop) is the source of this 962-nucleotide messenger RNA. RefSeq lists its product as uncharacterized. Bases 1 to 783 code for a protein of 260 amino acids. The record is from RefSeq and is a predicted model, not a curated record. Lineage: Eukaryota; Viridiplantae; Streptophyta; Magnoliopsida; Rosales; Cannabaceae. The transcript has 4 exons. Gene Ontology annotation, cellular component: plasma membrane; plasmodesma.
AUGACUUCGGUAGUUAUUGGGUGGAUCCUUGUAACAGUAACUUUGAUUCUAGGUGGGGUAUUUCUUCUUCUUCACAACGUAAUGGGAGACACUUGUGUAGCAAUGGAUGAAUGGGUAAGGAGCCCUACGGCUCGGUCAGCUUUGGAUGAUAUUCUCCCAUGCGUUGACAAUGCCACAGCCCAACAAACACUAUACGAAAGCAAAGAUGUUACCUUCCAAUUGGUCAGUAUCGUUAACCUGUUCAUCACCAAAGUCUCUAACUUUGAUGCUCCACCACAGGCUGGUCCAACGUUAUACUACAAUCAAUCUGGUCCAUUGGUUCCUACCCUUUGUAAUCCAUUCAAUUCUGACAUAACCGAUCGCCAAUGCGCCAAUGCUGAACUCAAUUUUGAGAAUGCUCAACAGGAAUGGAAAAAAUAUGUAUGCGAAGUUUCAGUAACUGAUGGUAUUUGCACCACCGUAGGCCGUUUGACCCCAACUUACUACGACCAGCUAAUGGCCAUGGUAAAUGUGGGCUCUGUGCUAUACAAUUAUGGGUCAUUCCUUGUGGAGUUGGGAGACUGUACUUUUGUCCGGAAAACCUUCAGAACUAUCAGUAUGAACCACUGUUCGGGCCUGAGAGGCAACACUAGAUUGAUCGUUAUUGGGCUAGUUUUGGCUUCUGCUGCAGUUAUGCUUUGUUUGGUCUUAUGGGUUUCCUUCACAAGAGAAAGCAAGCACCGUGGUUAUGCUAAACAAUCUCAACAAGAAAGUUUCUCAGUAGACAAAAUAAAUAUAGCUUAGGUCAAAUUAGUACAGUAUAAUUUUCUAGUAGUUAUGAUAUUUUGCAAUAAAAGUAAGGAACAUACACAAAUGUUACUUAGUAUUUUAUUGAAAUACAAAUUUGACACCCUAUAAUAUAAAAAAUACUUAUUAGGUAGCCUAUAUUUUUAAAUUAGUCUAAAGAUGUACUUUGUACUCAA